AUGGUUAAAUUGUGUGUUCUUUAGAAGUGGUUAAUACUAAAACGCCAGGAUUUCUUCUCACACCUUCAACAACAUGAAAUUUAGUGUAUUCAUCAUAAGAUGUUAAAAUAAUCCUAAAUUUUGAAGGUUGAAAUUUUAAUUAUUGAAAUGUUGCAUGUGUUGUAGUUUGAGUUCAGUUUAUUUGUACCAAUAACCCUAUUAGCAACUCUUCAAAAUGAUAACUUAGAACCAAUUCUGUAGCCUGAAAAUUGGCAACCAUAAGCAUUUUAGCCUUUGAUUAUAAAAUUGAAUAACACCAAUCCUUUCAAUAAUCAAAAUAGCAAUUUCAAAAAUUUAGCUAACCCUAUGAAUAGUUAAUUUAUUGAAAUAAUCAUAAUAAUAAUAAUUUAUAAAAUUUAACGUGUACUUUAUAAUAGUUUAAAAAACAAAACUAAAAUGUAAAUUUGA
Paramecium octaurelia is the source of this 447-nucleotide messenger RNA. The record is from the annotation of a GenBank genome assembly. NCBI's taxonomy places the organism in Eukaryota, Ciliophora, Oligohymenophorea, Peniculida, Parameciidae.